AGUUAGACAAAGUAUGACUUUCUUCCAUUUUUUACUUACUUCAUGUAUGUACUAUUGCUAUUUCAGGUUUUACUGGGUUUUGCUCCUCUCGAGAAGGAGCGUGCGCCAUAUAAGCAAAGAAGAAGAAGCUAUUUCAGUUUUAUGGGUUACUUUUCUGCCAUUUAGGCGACAGAGGCGCUGUUAAAGCCAUGUAGCAAAAUUUUUGUUGUAUAAUUUGUAAGCAAAUCACAAACCAGCAUUCUGGAAAAUAUUUAACUAAAAGUUUCUCACGUAUAAUAAAAAUAACCUUAUCAUCCUUAUUACAGCGUGAAAAUAACCUGACUAGCAGAUUAUAGUGCUUACUUUUAAUUUAUCUAAUUUCGCAAAAAUGAUUAUACCGAUCAAAAGAGAUGGAGUCAUAGAAGACUGGGCCAUUAUAGAUCUUCAAGGUGACUUAAACUUCGAAAAAGUGGAAGAUCCAGAUGCUCAAUUGGUUGGAGAUCUUCAUUUCACAAAAGCUGGUGUGCCUAUUUUAAUUAUUGGGAUUCAUGUAUUACACGGGAAAGAAGUGGCACUUGAUAAACCUUUGGUUGUGUUAGAAAAGCACAAUGACAAGACAGAGAGUGAAACAGAAAACGACACUAUAAGAACAGAAUAUACUGUGAAAGCUGUUGUAAGAAAGAAACUAUUGUUCAAAUCAAGACCAAAACCUAUAGUAACUAAUGUUCCAAAAGUAAUGUAAAAGUAAUAAUUAUAUAUAUAUAUAUAUA
Pseudomyrmex gracilis is the source of this 749-nucleotide messenger RNA. RefSeq names its product chromosome transmission fidelity protein 8 homolog. Gene Ontology annotation, biological process: mitotic sister chromatid cohesion. NCBI's taxonomy places the organism in Eukaryota, Metazoa, Arthropoda, Insecta, Hymenoptera, Formicidae. The record is from RefSeq and is a predicted model, not a curated record. The transcript is spliced from 2 exons. Gene Ontology annotation, cellular component: Ctf18 RFC-like complex. Bases 368 to 721 code for a protein of 117 amino acids.